This is a messenger RNA of Desarmillaria tabescens, 1109 nucleotides long. RefSeq lists its product as uncharacterized. Bases 1 to 888 code for a protein of 295 amino acids. The record is from RefSeq and is a predicted model, not a curated record. The transcript has 4 exons. Lineage: Eukaryota; Fungi; Basidiomycota; Agaricomycetes; Agaricales; Physalacriaceae.
AUGGACCCCAUGCAUUCUCGUGCCCAAUCUCCCUCUCAGUUCCCUGCCUCACGUUCCAAAUACUAUCGUCCUUAUUUCACUUCCGAAGAAAUCCACAUCCUUUCAGAAAAACAGAAAGGCAAGCUCAGUGUUACCCAAGAAGACAAAGUCAGACAAACAGCUUGUGGGUUUCUCGAGGCGCUGGGAUCACGAAUGGGCUUGUAUGUUCUCAAGAACUUCCCAGAAGAACAGUGGCGACUGCACAGAAUCUUUACCACCGGUUCCAUCUGUUCUUUCCUCGAAAAGACUUCAACUAUCAUGCAAGAAUCUUCCACCGAGAUGCCAAAUGACAUGCAGCUCAUCCCUUUCUUCCACAGAACGCUUGUUCCUAUCCAGUAUACACCAGUCACAGUAGCACUCUCAAGCAUCUAUCUCGCAUCCCUGUUACUAUCAUGGGAACAGCCCGAAUCUCCUCGUCAGGAACCAGAUUCAUCAAGUGCGCACGACUUGCGAGACCAACUUCAUCGUCACGGAGACUGGGAGCGACGAUUCCAAACACACGUUGAAGACUUGGAUGUCAUCGCUCAUGAAAUGCUGGACCUCCUCAUUCAAGCCGCUCAAAGUCCUUCUGCUAACACGUCUCCCCGUACUCCUUCCUCUCCAUCACCCCAUCCAUCGCCUCGAAAUCAACACUUAUCUUCUACCGCCCAAGCCGUAGAACCUCUUCCCUACAAUGCUGAUCAGCUGCUACGGUUGAAGAUACACCUGAGGGAGUCAGAGCACCACCCUCGAUACCGUUACAGUCUUGACCCUAAUGGCAUCGACGAUGCAUCAGAGGCACUAGGGAAGAACGAAGGAACUGUUAGGUUCUUAUUCGGACCUCCAGGUAUCGUCGGGCAGGGGAUAUAAAUUUGGAGCAGUAUUUCAUCUUGUGGCGCGCUUGGCGUCUAUGUAGCACUGAAGUUGCAUCAUGUGUAUCUGCAAUUUCUUUUCAAAUAUCCGAGGGUCCAUAUCACGGUCACCUGAUUUGGUUCUGCUAGAAUGAAGAACAUUUGCGACGUGCAACUCUACUCCUUACUAGAGCUAUGCCGGUUGUCCUACUGCGUGUCCGAUUUCCGUAUUAGUGGUGU